AUGGGCGGGGACAACUUCGACGUGAGGUUAUUGAAGCGGUCUUUGGGGGAGACAAGAACAGACCGGUCGGUGAAGACUCUGUACGGUGACAAAACAUGGGUUCAUGAUCUGGAUAUUGUCAAUGAACUGGGAGCUCAUACGGGAUGUGUCAAUGCCCUCAGCUGGUCUUCAAGUGGCAGCCUCCUCGCCUCCGGUUCUGACGACACCUUCCUCAACAUCUGGGACUACAAUCCUUCCGGUCUGGCCAAGACGUUCACGCUGAAUACGAGUGUGAGCACCGGUCAUCAUGCCAACAUCUUUUCGGUCAAAUUCAUGCCUCACUCGAACGAUCGGACCGUGGUGACUUGCGCCGGGGACUCGGAGGUGCGUGUUUUUGAUCUCGAAUAUGGAGGUGCGGCCAACAGCACGUCGGCCGAUUCGACCUUUUCCACGAGCACAAGAAGUCGGAGGUUCAAUAACUUUUUCCGUCACGCCAGAUGGCUGAACGAAGGCAACACAAAUGCUCGGGUAUACCGGAGCCAUGCCGACCGGGUCAAGCGCAUUGUGACAGAGUCAAGCCCUUACCUCUUCUUGACUUGUUCGGAGGACGGAGAGGUCCGCCAGUGGGAUCUCCGGCAGCCUUCAUCUGUAUAUCCGCCUCCUCGUGGAGGGCGAGGCUAUGCCAGAUUCCAUGCCAGUGCAGGAACCGAAACCGGGGACCCGCCUCCACCGCUCAUUUCCUACCGGAGAUAUGGUCUCGAUUUAAACACCAUCUCCUGUGCACCCAGUCAGCCACAAUACAUUGCACUGGGUGGAGCACAUCUUCAUUGCUUCUUGCAUGACAGACGCAUGCUCGGUCGGGAUCUGGAUGCGGAGAAAGGUCGCCCUGCAGGGCGGAACCCAGUCGUUGGAACAUAUGAAGACGAGGCCAUGGCCGGGGCUACACGAUGCGUGCGACGCUUUGCACCCAACAACAAGCGCAAGAUGGGUUCAAAUGACCAUGGGCAUAUUACAGCUUGCAAGAUCAGUGAUGCCAACCCCAACGAGAUGAUCGCUUCCUGGUCGGGAGAUCAUAUCUACAGCUUCGACAUUGUCAAGUCUCCCGAUGCGAGAGACGCCGAUGCCAGAGCGGACGAGGUCUUCCGCGCCAAUCGCCAGAGGAACCGAUCCGACCGCAAGAGGAAACGGGACAAGGCGAAUGCAUCCUCGAGUAGUCUGACGGAAACGGCCAAUCAUCCUAGUAGACGUAUGCGACGGGUGUCCGACAAUCAAGCAGAAGAAGGCCAUACCGCUCUGCUGGCGCGAUAUGAAGAUGGACAGUCUGAACUGAUCCCCAUUCCUACCGAUUCUCAUGAUCCUGUUACGGGGCACCGCUCGUCACAAGAGGUGUUGCUUUCGGAGGCGCAGAGAUCAAGUGAGCGAGUGGCAAGAUCACUGGUUCGGCUACGAAAGACUCUGUUCGACUUUUCUUCCUCCUUGGAUGCAGACACGGCGUUGUCGAUGGAGCAGUCGUCCGAACUCACACCUCACACGGCAGUGUUCACGUCGGCACUCGGCCAAUGUGCUUCUCUCCUACCUCAGAUGGAAGACAUCAUGCGUAGCUGGUCCUAUCCGGUGAACCCGACCGAGGAAGACGUCAGACUGCAAAAUACUUUGAGAAGGAACCGGCAGUCCAGCUGGCGUUUUGUACAAGCAGCAGGCUGCCUAGCCAGGUGUCUGGGUGGCCGUCUGCAGAGUCUGAGCUCCGCUGCAGAUGUUCGACUCGCUUAUUUUGACCGAAUCAAGCCCGCGGCUCACGAAGGCAGAAACAUCUCCCCGGAAUCGAGGUUCUGUUAUGAUUUCCUGAAAGUCAUUCUGCUCUGGCUCGAUGGAGGUCAGGAAGCUGUCUUGCAAGGCUUCAAACGGCCGGCCAAUGUGAGUGGCGAAAGCCCACGAUUCCCGCUCGAUCCUGACGACACCGUGCACACCUUCAUUGCAAAAUUGCAGUCAUAUUUCUUGGACCUCGCCGACGACAGCGUCCCGAUCGUCAAUCUGGAAGCGAACCGCUUCGAGCGCGAUGAGACACGGCAAAUCUUUGAAAGUCAAACGUCGGCCGUGCAGGCAUUCAUGAGAGCCCUUGCAGGUAUCAAACUGGAGAUGGGGCAAGGCAUUUCAGAAGCCCGGAAUGAGCCUUCAAGUCACAGCACUCCUAUCCGAGUGAUGGACAAGGGGGCUGCAGCCCGGUUCUGGGGUGUCCAGGUUGGCCGCUCGCUUCUCAUGCGUGCUGCCGAGGGUGUCACGUAUGAUUAUGUCAAUCGUGCCUUUGGAGGCUGGAGGGUGCACGUUUUGCCCGAAUGCGAGGGUAUAGAACGAUCACAGGAGUACGUUGAUCCUGAUGAGGAGGAACGCAUCGUGGAAGCGAUUGACAUUGUACGAACCGGCGACGUGUCCAGGAGUUCCGUUCACGACGACGCUGAUCCUUCCGCUUCUACGUCGGGGACGGCACAAAUAUUUGGCAGCACCAUUCAAAGUUCGACUCGGUCUGACGUCGAGAUGAGCACGCCUCCUGCGGUGCACAUUGAAGAUGCUGAUGAAGACGGGGGAAAUCAUGUCCACGACCAAGACGAGGACGACGAGGACAACAACGAAGAAGAUUCGGACUCGGAACGCAUCGACUCGGACGAUGACGAUGAUGAGGAGGAGGACGAUGAUGAUGACCAGGCCGCGGAACGAAUACUAUUCCGUCGCCGAGCGGGAUUCAUGCGGUCCCGUGAACGGGCUUUAGUGAACCUGGACGUGCCAUACUCUUCUCACACCAAAGUCUACAAAGGCCAUUGCAACGCUCGGACGGUCAAGGACGUGAACUACUACGGUCUGAACGACGAGUAUGUGGUUAGUGGGUCGGACGACGGACAUUUCUUCAUUUGGGAUCGGAAGACGACCCGCAUUCUCAACAUCUUGGAGGGAGACGGAGAGGUGGUCAAUGUGGUCCAGGGCCAUCCGUACGAGCCCAUGAUUGCUUGCAGCGGCAUCGAUAGCACCAUCAAGAUCUUUGGCCCGGGCGGAGACAGCCGGGAACGCGCAAACGCCGAACGUGGAAUUGACGUUGCCAACCCGGGCGUCGGAAUGCAUAGUUCUCUGCGUUUCGGUGCGAGAAGACGCGUCGGGUGGAUGCGCAGCGAGGAAGAUGUCAGUGACGACGAUGACGGCGAGGCCGGUGAGGCAGCUCAGGAUGAAGAAUUGUCCAGACGCCUCCGCAGUCGACGGGCCAUGCACCGCAGCUAUGAAAUCAUCAGUCAGAACGAUGUGGAGCGGCGACGCGGUGCGGAAGACACUUAUGUCACGGUGAGUGCCAUGGAAGAGCUGCUGAUUCGGGCAUGGAUCAUGUCAUACUCGCGAGUCAUUUGA
Capronia coronata CBS 617.96 is the source of this 3366-nucleotide messenger RNA. RefSeq lists its product as uncharacterized. Gene Ontology annotation, molecular function: protein binding. Bases 1 to 3366 code for a protein of 1121 amino acids. Lineage: Eukaryota; Fungi; Ascomycota; Eurotiomycetes; Chaetothyriales; Herpotrichiellaceae. The record is from RefSeq and is a predicted model, not a curated record. Gene Ontology annotation, biological process: negative regulation of fatty acid biosynthetic process. Gene Ontology annotation, cellular component: Cul4-RING E3 ubiquitin ligase complex; cytoplasm. The transcript has 2 exons.